AUGGGAGUUUCAGGAACCUUAGAGUACCUGUCUGAGUUGAUGAGCAGUGGACAUAAACACAAGAAGAGGAAGCAAUUUCAAACUGUGCAUCUCAAGGUGAGGAUGGACUGUGAUGGCUGUGAACUUAAAGUCAAGAAAGCCUUGUCUUCAUUAAGUGGGGUUAAGUAUGUGGAGAUAAACCGGAAACAGCAGAAGGUGACAGUAACCGGAUACGUAGAACAGAGCAAAGUGUUGAAGAAGGCAAAGUCAACAGGGAAAAGGCAGAGAUUUGGCCGUAUGUACCCUACAAUCAUGUGGCACAACCCUAUGCGAUUCAAGCUUAUGACAAGAAGGCACCACCAGGUUUUGUCAGAAAAGUAG
Messenger RNA from Fraxinus pennsylvanica, 360 nucleotides. NCBI's taxonomy places the organism in Eukaryota, Viridiplantae, Streptophyta, Magnoliopsida, Lamiales, Oleaceae. The record is from the annotation of a GenBank genome assembly.